AUGUCGUUCGGCAAACUAUACCACUACCCGAAUGCGCCGCGCGCGACCAUGUGUUUGGUCGUUGCCGCCUUGAACGGGCUCAACGUCGAACUGGUCGAGGCCUGGCCCAUCAAGGUCGACCCGUCCAAGGGCGGCGUGGGCGAUACCUAUCUUGCCAAGUUCCCCACGGGCAAAGUCCCGGCCUUGGAGCGACCAGAUGGAUAUACAGUGUAUGAAUGUAUCGCUGUGGCAUAUUACCUGGCCAAGCAAAACCCCAAAACAACACUCCUAGGCACAUCGCUCGAAGAAGAAUCGUCAAUUCUCCAAUGGGCCUCGUUCGCCAACAGCGAGCUGCUCCCGCCCAUCAUGGCCUGGAUCAAUCCCGUCGUGGGUAAAGCGCCCUCGAGCCCCGAAAUCCUCGCCGCCGCCGAGGCCAACAAUGAGAAACUCAUUUCCGUGCUCGAGAAGACGCUGCACGGCAAAAAGUAUCUGGUCGGUGAUAAUCUCACGUUGGCCGAUCUGUUUGUCGUCGCGGCGCUUGCUCGUGGAUAUCAAUUUAUCUUCACGAAAAAGUUCGCCGAGGCGCAUCCCAACAUCCACGAGUAUUAUCUCCGCGUGCGCUCCAUUCCGGAAUAUGUCAAGACGAAUGGAGAAGCGUAUGUAUUGGACGAGAUUGCCUUUAAGAAAUAAUUUUGAUGAUGCAUAUAUUGGGAAGAAAAAAGGGAUAUUUGGCAUUUUGUUAUUUAGCGAACAUGUAGAAUGAUUUAAUUCUCUUGUCAUAUGAGGG
Molecule: messenger RNA, 766 nt
Organism: Xylona heveae TC161
Lineage: Eukaryota; Fungi; Ascomycota; Xylonomycetes; Xylonales; Xylonaceae
Product: elongation factor EF-1 gamma subunit
Exons: 3
Coding region: 1-669 (222 amino acids)
Biological process (GO): translational elongation
Cellular component (GO): nucleus; cytoplasm
Source: RefSeq, a predicted model, not a curated record